AUGUGCACCACCACCGUUUACAUCCACCCUGAUGGCACCCGCAUCAUCGACACAAAGGGUGCCUAUCUUUGCCCGGACUCGCGAUACGGAAAUGCUUGCCGCGCCCACACCGAGAUUCAGCGCGCACUGCUGCCUGCUCAUGGGCCGGCCGCCACCAUCCACACACCUGUCAGCAGCAUCCCCCCGAGCCCACGACACUCGCCGCGUCUCUCCAACCGGGACACAACCUCCCACAGUGACCGACAUUCCCGACACUCGUCGGCAUCCUCGUCGUCGCGCCUUCAGCGCUCGCCGGGCAUCUACGUCAACGGCCUGCGCGUCGCAGAGUCGCACAGCAGCAGCAGCCGGGAGCGCACGAUGAUGCCGCACCCGCCAACGCCGCGCACGCCGCCCCAGGCGCAACACAUGCCGCGUUCCGCACCGUCCUCGCCCUUGAGCAACCUCGCCCCGCCGCACGGCACCUCUCCCCGCGAACGUUACAGCCGACCGUACCACGUUGACGAGCGCGCGCGGGGGCCGCAGCUGGUGUCGGGCUUCCCGCCCUCGCCUCCGCCCAGCAGCUCGUCGUCGCGGCACUCCCGCCAGGCGUCGACCAGCUCCCAGGGCAGCCGUCACUCGUCAUCCUCGUAUGAACGGGAGGAGCGUCACCGCCGGCAGGAGGAGCACGAGGCCCGGCACAGCGACCGCAAGAUGCACGAGCUGCGCGAGCGGGUCGGCAAGGCCAACACGAACAUUGCUAGCCGCCGCGACACGUCGGCGUCGGUGCAGCCUCAGCAGAUGCAACCGGUGUCGGAGCGCCGCAGCCGGCGCGACAGCGUGCAGGAUGUCGUCGUCGACGCCAUGGGCCGACUCACGGUCGAGGACAAGAAGUGGACGGCGCGCAAGGCGCACCAACGCGCCCUCGAGCUCGAACAGCAGGAGCUCGAGGCGCAGAACAGGCGUCUCGAGGAGCGGCUGCCAAGCCGACGGGCGACUGUCGGCCCAAGCAGCCGGCGCCAUCGAGUCGCGUACGAGGACGGCCACUACCGCUAUGAGUAG
Cordyceps militaris CM01 is the source of this 1038-nucleotide messenger RNA. RefSeq lists its product as uncharacterized. The transcript has a single exon. NCBI's taxonomy places the organism in Eukaryota, Fungi, Ascomycota, Sordariomycetes, Hypocreales, Cordycipitaceae. The coding region runs from base 1 to 1038 and encodes 345 amino acids. The record is from RefSeq and is a predicted model, not a curated record.